AUAAAUAACGGCAAAGGAAAAACUGUUAUGCAAAACCCUAAAAACCAGAGUUUUGAGACAUCUUCAAUUCCAGGUAUCAGAGAGAGAAACGGAUCAGCAGCCGCCAGCUACCGUAACCGGACUUCCAUUGAACUGCACCGACCGACGGAAUUCACAACCAAAUUUCCUUAACUGAACAGAAAAAUGGACGGAGCCCAAGCGGGGCUGUCACUGAUAAAGCAGUUGGCUUCCUGCGACAACAAAAGCCGAAAUAGAUCCCUCGGCGUCCUCCUGAAGACCUGGCUCCCAUCACAAUCUCAAAUCUCCGACGAUGACAUGAAGAAGCUUUGGAAAGGCCUCUUUUACUGCGUCUGGCAUGCCGAUAAGCUGCCCGCCCAGAGUCACCUUAUUGAUCGCCUCUCUUCUAUUCUUCCUCAGCUCCAUCUCCCUGUUUCUGUUCAGUACUUUUCUGUGUUUUUGCUCACUAUGCGCCGCGAAUGGACUGGUAUAGAUGGUCUCAGGUUAGACAAGUUUUAUCUAUUGAUUCGUAAAUUCAUGCACUUCUUUUUCCUUCUCUUGAAGAAAAAUUCUUGGGAUUUGGAGCUUUCCGCUCGUUUGAUGAGUGUAUUGGUAGAGAACACCUUUUUGGCUGAUGAUAAAUUAUUGGGCAAUGGUGUCAAUUAUCAUAUUGCUUCUGUGUUUCUUGAGGAGCUUAGACCUUUGCUUCCGCUGAGUAAGGAAGUGGUUGAUGUUCUACUGGGGCCUUUUGUUUCCAUUAUGGGAAAGAUGUCCGAUAAGAUCCUGUUGGGUAAGAUUAAGAGUAAUGUGUUUGAUUGGUUGUUGAAAAUGGGAAAUAAGCUUUUGGAGAUCAAGAAAUCAAUGGUUGACGUUGAUUCUGGGGAUGAUGCCUUUGUGUUAGGUUCAAUAGCUUUAGCUUUCGGAUUUUCUGCCAAAUUUUAUGAGUUGGGUUCUGCAGUUGAGUGCCCUCAGGGGAAUAGGAAAGUUUUAUUCGGUUUGCAUGAGCAGUUUUUGAAGUUAGAAAAGGAUUUUGCAUCCUUGGGGAUUGAUAUUUCCUUACCUGAGAUCAAGGAAGACACUGAUGAAGAUGAAGUGCCAAAUUUAGUUCCUCUUUCCACUGGAAUGGAAGGGGCUGGUUCUGAUACUGAUAUGGCAAAUAUGUCUGGUAGCAAGCGUUUGAAAAAAUGCAAAAAGGGGAAGAAGGCAUCGAGCAGCAGUAGAAAAAAGACCAAGAAGCAGAAGGAUUUAAUUUCUGAUUGUGACACCGAGGAGGAUGAUAAUACGGUUGUGCCAAAUUGUGGCAAGUCAAAUGAAGAAAGCAAUCAUGAUUCAAAUUUGAUAACAUUUAAUGAAUCUGUGAUAUCAAACCUCCAAAUGCAGUUUGAGAAAGUUGCUACAGAAGUGAACUUGGAUAAGAACGUUGGAAGUGCUUGUGAUUUUCUUGAAGUCUCUGGAAAUGGUAUCGUCUCCAAGAAAAGGAAGAGAGCAAAAGGUAUGGAUAAGCAGCAAUCUGAUGAUCCAGAACUGAGAGGAGAGGUAAAUGAUAACAGUGGUGCAACUGUAAAGAGUACUGAGAAGAGUGCCAAGAAAGUAAGGUUUUCCAUGAAAAACAACUUAGUGUGGAAGCCUCACAGUCCUUUGCCUCCACAAAGUUUGAGAAUACCUCCAUCUGUGACCCCUCGAGGAAGUGCUCUUAAGAAAGGGAUACCUCCAGGUCCCAUUAGGGAGAUGCCUGCAACUAAAAAGGCUAAACAGAAGGCCAAAGCUGUGAAGAAGAGUCGGAAGGUAAUAAUUGGUGUUGCGCCUGCUAUUAAACGCCUGAAGAAGUUGAAGACUGUUUCCAUCUAGAUAGUUUCAUGGUCAUCAAAUCACUUACUUUUGUUCAUCUCAUGCUCUCUUCUGUUGGUAACCUGUCUCAACUUUGAAAAUUAAUUAUGCUAUUUGAUUUCUUCUGUUGAGUGAAAGACAGAUGAUGCAAAUGAUUGAUUGAGGAAUCUCCUAACUGUUUGAUCCAUUUUCAAUUUAUUUAUUUUUCUUGA
This is a messenger RNA of Manihot esculenta (cassava), 2036 nucleotides long. RefSeq names its product ribosomal RNA processing protein 1 homolog. Lineage: Eukaryota; Viridiplantae; Streptophyta; Magnoliopsida; Malpighiales; Euphorbiaceae. Bases 184 to 1845 code for a protein of 553 amino acids. The record is from RefSeq and is a predicted model, not a curated record. Gene Ontology annotation, cellular component: preribosome, large subunit precursor; nucleus; preribosome, small subunit precursor. Gene Ontology annotation, biological process: rRNA processing. The transcript has a single exon.